Sabethes cyaneus is the source of this 918-nucleotide messenger RNA. Its product is annotated as galectin-7-like. Lineage: Eukaryota; Metazoa; Arthropoda; Insecta; Diptera; Culicidae. Gene Ontology annotation, molecular function: carbohydrate binding; galactoside binding. The record is from RefSeq and is a predicted model, not a curated record. The coding region runs from base 103 to 735 and encodes 210 amino acids. The transcript is spliced from 4 exons.
UGUCUUCACGCUUUGUGAGGACAGUAACGUUCUGUGAACUAAAACUAGUGAAUCUAAUUGUGCGCUUGAACUGUACUGUACGUGCCACUUUCCAAUCCCGACAUGACGUCCUCAAUGAUUUCAGUAUAUUCUCCGUCGGGUCCGCUUUUGGUACCGGGUGGACUUCCACCGGGGAGCCUGAUUAGAACCAGAGGAGUUGUCCACGAAGGAUUCUGUCAUAUCGAUCUUCAAACGGGAUCCGAACCAUAUCCAAACGUUGAUAUUGCGCUGCACAUUAUCAUUCGACCGAGUUGGAACCAGGUCGUAAGAAAUACUUUUCAAAAUCGUGCCUGGGGGACCGAAGAGACUGACGGGGGUUGUCCGAUUCGUUACGGGCAGCGGUUCGAGCUGUUGAUACUGGUCUUGGCAAACAUGUUUAGAAUCGCAAUCAAUGGAGCCCAUUUCCGUGAUUAUCAUCAUCGAAUGUCGUUAUAUUCGGUUAAAUAUGUGAAGACCGGUCUACAAUGUCAGAUCAGUUCGGUUUCCACAGAAAUUGAAAAUUACUGUGUUCCUGCACCGCCAUAUCCUAGAAGUCUCCGAGAUGGUUAUCGUGUAGAUUUCAAGCAACAAACGUUCGCAGGAAAUAUAAGCUUUGUUCCUCAGCCGAUGCUAUCACAAACAGCGGACACACCAGAGCCCGAUUAUCUCGUUGAUGAACCUGAUCUGAAUUCAACUGAACUUACUGUUGCAAAUUAGUCCAAAUUGCCGAAAACUGCAAGUUAGUAUGCGUUUAUAAUUCAAAUGCCUGCAUGCAUGGAUUUUAGUCACAGUCCAUGUACGAUAAAAAGUUUAUAUGUGAAUUUUUUUUUAAAAUUAUGCUUAGAAUUUGAUUUUGUUUGAGUUUUUCAAAAAAAAUAAAAUUUGGAUAUUUUCGAAAAA